Messenger RNA from Hibiscus syriacus, 741 nucleotides. Its product is annotated as zinc finger A20 and AN1 domain-containing stress-associated protein 6-like. The coding region runs from base 173 to 667 and encodes 164 amino acids. NCBI's taxonomy places the organism in Eukaryota, Viridiplantae, Streptophyta, Magnoliopsida, Malvales, Malvaceae. The record is from RefSeq and is a predicted model, not a curated record. The transcript is spliced from 2 exons. Gene Ontology annotation, molecular function: DNA binding; zinc ion binding.
CCUCCUCCCGUUUUAUCUUCUCAUCCCUCCCCGUUUAAUAUCACCCUUCCUUUCUCAUAAUUCUUUCCUUCGUUUCAUAUUCUCUUUUUUCUUUCAAAAUUCAAAGAUCUUGCAAAUCUCUUUUCAAACGCAAAUUAAAGGAAACUAUUCAGUUCUUGAAGAAAAAUACAAGAUGGCGGAGGAGCAUAGAUGCCAAGCGCCGGAAGGCCACCGUCUUUGCGCUAAUAACUGCGGUUUCGUAGGAAGUCCGGCCACGAUGAACCUUUGCUCUAAAUGUUACAGAGAUUUCCGUCUUAAAGAACAACAACAAGCUUCUUCCGCUAAAUCAUCUAUCUCUGCCUCUCCUUCGUCUUCAUCAAAGGUCGUCGAAUCCGUUUCUCAGGUACCUCUUCUGACUCUCCCUGAGGUAAAAGGAGUUUUGCCGGUUUCUGCUGUCGCAAUUUCCCCGGUGGAGGAACAGAAGCAGCUGCAACAGCCAAAUCGGUGCAUGGUUUGCAGGAAACGGGUAGGGUUGACGGGGUUCAAGUGCAAGUGCGGGAUUACGUUUUGCGGGUCUCACAGGUACCCGGAGAUUCACGGAUGUACGUUCGAUUUCAAGAAGGCUGGGAGAGAGGAGAUCGCACGCUCUAAUCCUGUGGUCAAAGCAGAGAAGCUCGUGAAGGUAUGAGAAGAAGAUGGAACCGUUGGAUCCUUUGACUUUUAAUGAGAAACAUAAGUAAAAAUUGUCAAAUUGGUUAAGAU